This is a messenger RNA of Rosa rugosa (rugosa rose), 2667 nucleotides long. Its product is annotated as cytochrome P450 81Q32-like. The coding region runs from base 1047 to 2576 and encodes 509 amino acids. Gene Ontology annotation, molecular function: oxidoreductase activity, acting on paired donors, with incorporation or reduction of molecular oxygen; monooxygenase activity; heme binding. The record is from RefSeq and is a predicted model, not a curated record. The transcript is spliced from 2 exons. NCBI's taxonomy places the organism in Eukaryota, Viridiplantae, Streptophyta, Magnoliopsida, Rosales, Rosaceae.
AAAGAAAUACACAAUUCUCUAAACCUAGUGUAGAAUAGUGAUGAUGAUGUCACGUAUGCUAUGUUAUAUUUUUGACAAGUAUUAUCUAUACUAUAUUUAAAAGAAGAGGGCUUACUUACCAUAACUGAAUUUGUUUACUUUCAUAUCCCUAAAAUAUUAAAUAAUUUUAUAUAUCUUUCUGAUUGUCAGAGAUAAGUCAAAGUUUAAAUAAAUAAUUAAUAAGAAAAUUUAUUAUUUUCAGGAACUAACUACCUACUUCUAGACGGAUAACCACCCACUUCUCCACACCCAUAGGAUGUGAACAGUUUUUAGUGUUAUUUAUAUUUAAUUGUAUUUAAAUAUAGUUAUGACUCUUAUCCCUAAUUAAAGAACUGAAAUUACUAGGCGGCGUCUUUAUUGGAGAGAAGAAACAGAAAUGACGUGCAAGGUACCGUCCCAACCCUCUUGCCCUCUCCUUUAGAAAAGAAUUCUACAAAACCAUAAAGACCAAAGAGACUUCAUCUCAAGUUUUGAGGUUCGGCAGCUGCCUAGACUCGACCCCCCCAAAAUCCGCCCCCAUUCACACUACAAUCUCCUCAUCAGACUAGUUAUUCAAAUUCAAACAAAAAUGAUGGUGUGGUUCAGUUACUCUAGUUAUCAACCUACCAUCCAAUAAGUCAAUACAAAGAAAAUGUAGAUGUAGCAACAAAUCGUCUAAAAAAGAAAAUAAAAAUUGAAACUUUGGACGACUAGGCAGGCCCUCUGCACUAAUAUUUCCAGAAACGGGAACAAUGUGGUGGAUGUUGUUUAUACUUUAUACUAUCAAAUCCCAAACACAGCAAUCAGGAAAUCGAUAUGAUAUGAUAUUUUCUAUUAUUCCUUCUUUCUGUUAGGAAUUUUCUAUUAGACUUUGGAACUAUUGCGCAUGGCAUAGUGGACUAAUUCUAGCAGAUCUGACCUCUGUCACAUUAACAAAUAGCAGCACCUUCACUUACUAAUAAAAUAACCCGUUAUUGAAGCAUUAUCCUCGUUGUUGCAGACAUCGACAGAUCCAUCAGUCCAUCACCAUGGAAACUUCAACCUACUCCUACAUCUUGCUCUUCAUCAUCUUUCUUUUCCUCAAGAGUUAUUUGCAGAAAAAUAGGAAGAGAUUGCCACCAAGCCCUGCUCUCUCUCUCCCCAUAAUAGGCCAUCUCUAUCUUUUUAAGAAACCCCUCCACAGAACACUUGCAAAGUUAUCCGACAAAUAUGGUCCAAUUGUAUACAUCAAAUUUGGCUCCCGCCCUGUCAUUCUUGUAUCCUCCCCUUCUGCAGCUGAAGAAUGCUUCACCAAGCACGAUGUCGCUUUUGCAAACCGUCCAAAGCUGCUUGCCGGCAAACACCUUGGGUAUAACUAUACCACAGUUACCUGGGCUUCUUAUGGCUCCCACUGGCGCAACUUGAGACGCAUAGCUUCCCUUGAACUAUUGUCAUCCAACAGCCUUCAGAUGUUUCAUGGCAAUGGCAUACGUGCAGAUGAAAUCAGGUCACUCGUUUGCCAGCUUUUUCGAGGCUGUAAUGGUGGUGAGUUUCAGGGUGUAGAGAUGAAGUCAAAGUUUUUUCAGCUAACUCUCAAUGUUAUAAUGAGAAUGGUUGCUGGGAAAAGAUACUAUGGGGAAGAUAUAGCAGAUUUGGAGGAAGCUAAAAUGUUUCAACAAAUUGUUACAGAGGGGUUUCAAUUGACUGGGGUUACUAACGUUGGAGAUUUCAUACCAGUUUUAAACUACGUAGGAGUAAGUAAGCUUGAGAAGAAGUUGAUAAUAUUGCAUAAGAAGAGGGAUAAGUUCCUGCAAGAUUUGAUUGAUCAACAUAGAAAAAUGCAGAGCGACUCUGCUUUGGAAAAGAGAAGCAAGACCAUGGUGGAUGUCAUGUUGUCACUGCAAGGAACUGAAGCCGAAUACUAUACUGAUGAAAUCAUAAGGGGCAUGAUGCAUGUUAUGUUAACAGCAGGAACAGACACCUCAGCUGGAACCAUGGAAUGGGCUCUAUCACUAUUGCUCAACAACCCUCAAGCACUUGCAAAGGCCCAGACUGAAAUUGAUAACCAAAUUGGAGAAGGCAGACUAAUUAAGGAGUCAGACCUUGCCAAGCUUCCCUAUCUUAGUAGCAUCAUAUAUGAGACCCUCCUCCGACUGUACCCAGCAGCCCCACUUCUGGCGCCCCAUGAGGCAUCGGAUGACUGCACCGUGGCUGGCUUCCAUGUUCCACGUGGAACAAUGCUGUUGGUGAACGUGUGGGCCAUACAGAAUGAUCCUAAGUUGUGGGCAGAACCUGAACAAUUUAAGCCAGAGAGGUUCCAAAAUGUACAAGGAGAAAGAGAUGGUUUCAUGUGGUUGCCAUUUGGGACAGGAAGGAGAGGCUGUCCUGGUGAAGGCUUAGCAAACCGGAUUGUAGGGCUGGCCUUAGGGUCACUGAUUCAGUGCUUUGAGUGGGAGAGACCUAGUGAGGAAAUGAUUGAUAUGAGUAUAGGUACUGGGCUCACCAUGCCUAAAGCUCAACCGUUACUAGCAAAAUGCAGGCCACGCCCAACAAUGCUGGCCUUACUUUCUCAACUCUAAGCAUAUCUUUUGGCUUUCUGGGUUUGUUAUUUCUAGUAUUCCAGUCAGACAGAUAUGCACAUUGUUUUUCGAAUGCAAUUAUUCUUUGAUA